AUGUCAAUUAUACAGAUAGAAGAACUUGUAUUGCACCAGCUACGUAGCAAAUACUUAGAACUAAUUCCUGACGGUGUUGGUGAGAGAUUGAUCACCCUCGAUGAUGCUGCACUUGGAAUUGCCAAAAUCAGAACUCCUGGAUGGCGACAGACAGGAGCUCUCAAGAAGCGAACACACUCCCCACCAAUCCCCACCGCUGUAGCUUCUGAAUAUUUUCAAGGGCCGCCGCGAUCUGCUGUCUUUCAGCAUCACAGCUUGGAUGAAAAUUCCGAGGAGCGAAUUUUAGUCCCGGAUGGUAUAAAAAGUGAUAUUGUAGGACUCGGAACUGCGAUAAAGAGAAGACGUAGACGUGAACAGAUGGAGGAAGAAGACAGCAGUGAUUUAAGUGAUGAAAGUGACGAUGAUGUAGACCGACGCUCUAGUCAACAAAUAAAAUUCUCGAAAAUGCCGAUACGAAAUCGCUCAGGCUCGUCCCCAAUUAGGGGAUCAAAUCUAAGGCGCCUAUCGAUAAUGCACUCACCAAUUCCAACGCCUGCUAGCCAAUCACGAAGAGGAUCACAGUCUGCCCUAGAGAUUUUAAAAGCGCGAGCUCGAGCAAAUACCAAUACCAGCGGUGAGGUAUCAUCCGACAAUGAGUCUGAUCUAUCGACAAUUCAGAUUCAGAGGGAUGCAGCCCUUAAUUUAAUCAGAGAGGAUAGAGAGGCUCUCAGGCAAUCAUCAGAUUCUGAAUCUAGACUAAGGAGGCGGAUAAGUGCCCUGGAUAAAGAAGCUGAUGAAGAGGAUUCUUACGAAUCUGGCUUAGACUCAGACUUUGUUGGUAGUCUGGAUUCUCAUUCGAUUAUGCAUGGCAUUGAAAGUCCUGUCAAUGCAUCAUCCGAAAAUUUGACCGAAACAAAUCCGAGAUCAAUAGAUAAAUCCUCUUCGAAGCAGCACAAAACAGACCCAGAGGUUCUCACAGCCCUACCGCCCGCUAGGCCCAUCAGUACUAUACAGCCCAAAAGUUUGCUUUCGGCCGCCAUUAAAGCCAGAAAAAAUAAGUUUACUCUGCCUUUUGAAUCGUUUGCUUCUCUCUCUGGACAAGGCGAAUCAAAUCCAUUAAAUCUCCGUAUUUGGACACUUUUUGUAACAUCAUCUACGAAGUCUUUUGAGGUUUUACUUAAACGCCGUGUACAUGAUAGUGAUGCUACCGAUCGACAAGUGACUGUCGCAGAUUUGAUUGGUCUAAGUCUGUGGCGAUACGCUCAGGAUAAGCUUGAACCUCUACUACCUGCGGAAAAGUUAAAUAUUAAUCGAUGGACUUUACGAAUGGUAGAAGAUGAAGAGGUAGAUUAUGAUUUCCCUGCUCUCGACCGCACCAAGCCAGUGGUCGCGUUUUCUAUGGCUAACAAUAGAGCUGCUCGAUCAAGAUCUGGUGCUAAGCUCUUUGAUGAGUUUGCGCUUGUGGAGGCCACAGAAGAUCAAUUUUUAGAAAAUCAAGUAAUUACGUCGCAGUUUAGACAAGAGCCUAUGCUCCAGUCAGAUGAUCUCACUCCAAAUCAGCCUAAGCCACUUCCUCAACCAGGAACUUCCUUCACUUCGAUUACCAGCAUUCAACCACGCUACAAUCCAGUCCUAACUCCUAUGGUUAUGAGAAGCAAUGGAAUACCCGCCGACGCUCCUUCAGUCGGUACUGCUGUCACACCUUCAUCUACAAGAGGUGGAGUUCAAAAGCUUCUUCGUAUCCACAUUCAUUCAGCAGAUGCAGCUCCCGGUCAAUUAAUCACUCUAGAAGUCACAUCUGAUACUUAUCUUGCUGAUAUUCUCGAUCUAGUUUGCAAAAGAAGACAACUAGAUAAAGCAGCUCAUGUUCUCAAGUUAACUGGCUCGGGUACUGUUGUUCUAUUGGACCGUACUGUCGAAUCGAUUGGAAAUCGUGUAGAUCUAGAUUUGUUUCGUCGUAGAUUUGCAACAGAUGGGAUUCUAACAAUGACUGGAUCGCCAAGCAGUAGCUCACCAAAAAUUUCUAUGACAGUGGAUCGUCCUGAGUCUCGAAAGGUUAAAAAGGGCAACCUAAUGAGCACCCAUCCCCUUGCACUAAAUUCAAUGAAACAGGAUGAACUUGGAAGUGCUAAUUACAGGAAAUAUACUGUUUGGCGGAAGCAACCUAUGCGUUUCGUUGGAAUGAAUGAGAGACUUCUGGCGAUUGACGGCGAAUACCUACAUAUUAUGCCGGCCUCGACAGGAAAAACAUUGUUCGAAGGGCAAGGAAAAACGACAACCGUGCACUUCAGCAAUAUAGUUGGAUGCAAAGUUACUCGAAGGCAUCCUACUAAUUUUAAGGUUGUUAUUUACAAAACCACCGAAACAAAACGUUAUGAUUUUGAGGCAAAGAGCGCCGAAGAAGCAGCUGAAAUCGUAUUUGAAAUCAAAAAAGGUAUCUCGCCGUAUCAUGAUGUUUAA
Messenger RNA from Blumeria graminis f. sp. triticale, 2439 nucleotides. The record is from the annotation of a GenBank genome assembly. Lineage: Eukaryota; Fungi; Ascomycota; Leotiomycetes; Helotiales; Erysiphaceae.